Gavia stellata (red-throated loon) is the source of this 558-nucleotide messenger RNA. Its product is annotated as lipocalin-15-like. Bases 1 to 558 code for a protein of 185 amino acids. NCBI's taxonomy places the organism in Eukaryota, Metazoa, Chordata, Aves, Gaviiformes, Gaviidae. Gene Ontology annotation, molecular function: small molecule binding. The transcript is spliced from 6 exons. The record is from RefSeq and is a predicted model, not a curated record.
AUGACGGCGGUGCUGCCCAGCCUGGCGCUGGCCCUGCUCUGCCUGCUGCAGGCAAGGGCUGAGGUUCCCGUGCAGCCGGGCUUCAACGCUGAGAAGUUUGCAGGGACGUGGCAUGUCGCAGCUGCCGUUUCCAACUGCUCCGUGUUCCUGAAGAUGAAGGAUGGGAUGAAGUCAUCCAUCGCUGCCAUCAGCUUCACGCCGGAGGGAAACCUGGCUAUGAAGCUUGUCUGGCCCCUGCUGGACAGAUGCCAAGAGUUUGAGCUGCUCUUCCAGCAAAGCGGGCAGGCAGGACACUACGUGGCAGCACAAGAGAAGAGGGACCUGUGUGUGAUGGAGACGGACUACAGCCACUACGCUAUCGUGCACGAGUUCCAGGAGAACGGGCCGGAGCCCAGCACCGCGCUGCAGCUCCUCACGAGGGAGCAGGACGUGAGCCCCCAGCUCCUGCAGAAGUUCAAAGAGCUCAUCCCCACCGUGGGCCUGACCAAGGACAUGCUGGCCAUCCUGCCCAAGUCGGGUGAGUGCCAGGAAGAUCAGUGCACCAAGGCCAUCAGGUGA